Molecule: messenger RNA, 3024 nt
Organism: Brienomyrus brachyistius
Lineage: Eukaryota; Metazoa; Chordata; Actinopteri; Osteoglossiformes; Mormyridae
Gene: rapsn
Product: receptor-associated protein of the synapse, 43kD
Exons: 8
Coding region: 372-1640 (422 amino acids)
Biological process (GO): chemical synaptic transmission
Cellular component (GO): synapse
Molecular function (GO): acetylcholine receptor binding; protein-membrane adaptor activity
Source: RefSeq, a predicted model, not a curated record
UGCACUGCUGCCCUUUCUUUCGGCGAUCCGCCAUGUCCCGUAAACGUUUUUAAGGAUUCCAGCUUAUGCCUGGGACUUCCUAUCUCCCCCAGCAAGUACCUUAAUUGAUGGAGUUUUUGCAUUCUUCUCUGAUUCUCUCAGGCAUAUAGUGCUAGCUUCUAGGCUCUUCCAAACCAAUUUUCUUCAGCCCACCAGAAUUUCUGACCACCCAUCCCUUAGCUCUUGGAUUUAACAAACUGGACCACUGGUUCUUCUCAAGGCUAAGCUUUAGACAGCCUGCCUUCUUUUGGGGUUACUUCUUUUUCAGGUCUCCAGUGCAGGAAGCAGGAGAUCCUUUCCUCCUUCCGCCAGUGAACAGGACACCAAAGCGGAUGAUUUUUAUGAGGCAUCUCAUAACAGACAUGGGCCAGGACCAAACCAAGCAGCAGAUUGAAAAGGGUCUGCACCUUUACCAGUCCAAUCAGACAGAAAAGGCCUUGAACAUUUGGAUGAACGUGCUGGAGAAAACGUCAGAUCCUGAGGGCAAAUUCCGGGUACUGGGGUGCCUCAUCACUGCCCACUCUGAGAUGGGGAAGUACAAAGAGAUGUUGAAGUACGCCCUAGCUCAGAUCGACACAGCCCGGGAGAUGGAGGACCCAGACUACCUGACAGAAGGCUACUUGAACCUUGCACGAAGUAACGAGAAGCUGUGCGACUUCCAGAAAACCAUCUCCUACUGCAAGACCUGCCUGAACAUGCAGGGCACCACCAUCGGUCUGCAGCUGAACGGACAGGUGUGCCUGAGUAUGGGUAAUGCCUUCUGUGGCCUCAGCGUCUUCCAGAAGGCCUUGGAGAGCUACGAAAAGGCGCUCCGCUAUGCCCACAACAACGACGACAAGAUGCUGGAGUGCCGCGUCUGCUGUAGUCUGGGCCACUUCUACGUUCAGCUGAAGGAUUAUGAGAAGGCCUUGUUCUUCCCCUGCAAGGCGGCGGAGCUGGUCAAUGACUACGGCAAGGGCUGGAGUCUCAAGUACCGAGCCAUGAGCCAGUACCACAUGGCGGUGGCCUACAGGAAGCUGGACCGCCUGCCAGACUCGAUGGAGUGCUGUGAGGAAUCAAUGAAGAUUGCGCUGCAACAUAAAGAUCGUCCUCUGCAGGCGCUGUGCCUGCUCAACUUCGCAGACAUCCAUCGCUGCCGCCAGGACGUUGAGAAAGCAUUCCCGCGCUAUGAGUCGGCUAUGUGCAUCAUGACUGAAAUUGGCAACCGCCUGGGACAAGCCUCCGUAUUCUUGGGCGUGGGGAAAUGUUGGCUCCAGCGGAAUGAGCUGGACAAGGCUCUAGAAUCACUGCAGAGGGCAGAAGAGCUGGCUGAGGGGGUUGGAAAUAAGCUCUGCUCCCUGAAAGUGCACUGCCUGAACGAGAGGAUCUUCCGCAAGAAGGAGCAGCAGGACGAGCUGCGGGAGCAGGUGGUGAAGUUCCUGCAGUGUGUGGAGGAGCUGGAGCUCUACUGCGGCAUGUGUGGGGAGUCCAUCGGGGAGAAAAACCAGCAGCUCCAGGCCCUGCCAUGUUCCCAUAUCUUCCACCUCAAAUGCCUCCAGUCGAAUGGGACUAAGGGCUGUCCGAAAUGCCGCAGAUCUUCCAUGAAGCCUGGUUUUGUGUGAGGAAGCCAGCCGACUGGUAGCUGUACAGCACACGGCACCAUAGAAACCCAGCAGUGCCUCCAGGGUACCGACUACCUUUCACAAACUCCUGUUCGGGCGCAGUGGAUGCAGUUGUCAUACAGUGACGGCGGAGAAGGAAGACGUUUCCGAGUUUUGCAACUCAAGCCCCGAUUAAAGCCCACUGGUAAGAGCUUCCCUGCUGGAGGCAUAGUUACGGAUGGGAGGGCUGCAGCCAACAUUCCCUCUUCCUUCCACCAUCUCGUUUAUGGUUACUAAAAACCAUUUUGGUCUCUAUGUAUUUCUUAAGGAAAAUCAAACAAACAAACAAACAAAACAAAAGAAAAACAGAAAGUUCAUGAAUCACAAUUGAUACUUUCCUGUUUCUUUCCUGGCAAGACAGAGACGGGCCUUGGGUUGUCUUACAAGCACCGGUGCCUGUUAAGAUAUGAGAGGGAUUGGUCAGUUUGGAUGUUAUUCUUCACAAACAUCUCCACAAAACCAGAAUUUUACCACGUUUGUGAUUGGUAGGAAAAUGAAGGGUAAAUGUGGAAACCGUUUGAGUUACCCAUAUAUAAUUACUGUGACUUAAAAACAUCUCUGGGUCUAUUUUUUUUUACACAUUCAUUGACUUUUAAUAUCUGGUUAAAUGAACUGAGCAAUACAUUUUGGGCCAGUAUACACACUGCAGAACAAUUGUUUAGGGAAAUACUCUGGUCUUGGUCACAGAAAACAAUAACUGGAAUAUUCUGAGAUUUGAUCAUGCUCUCUGAAGUUGCUUGUAAAUUACUGAUGGUCAGGUUUAUUAAGCAUUUCUACAGUGUGAACUUCAGCCAUGUAAACGUCCCGAUUCUUAAGUCUCUUCAGAGUAGCUCACUGAAGUUGACGCAUUAUUAUUUCUUAUUAAUUAACUUGUGAAAUAAGCUACGGUCAACUAUCACUAAAUUUAUGUCAUGUAGUUAAAAAUAAUACAUUACCAUUUCUAGAAUUAAACUACAUUUAGUUUAUUAGUUUAUCUGGUUUAUUUUUAACGGUGUUGCCACUUUCUGAGCUUUUUGCUGGAAUAUUUUUAAGGCUUUCAGUGGAAAGUCUUAAAAAUCCCAGGAAUCAACUGUUGUUAUAUUUUGAGAAAAUAAAAUGCUGUAACGCAUCCCCUAAAAUCUUAUUCCUCACAUAUAUUAUUACCAAUCCCCCACUGCAAAAGAUGAAGUGAUGAUAAUGUGAGAUUCUGAUCAUUUUAAUAUACAAAACCACUUUCCCAUUAGCUAAAAAGGAAAUUGUACUACAUACAAAAUGAAGUGGUAUAAUUUUACUGCAACAUGUUUUGUUGUGAAUGCAUUGGUAACUGGAAAAUGAAAAAUUUGAUCAAAUAAAAAUUCCAAAUGUA